Necator americanus (New World hookworm) is the source of this 1893-nucleotide messenger RNA. RefSeq lists its product as uncharacterized. Gene Ontology annotation, biological process: negative regulation of DNA-templated transcription; positive regulation of transcription by RNA polymerase II. The coding region runs from base 1 to 1893 and encodes 630 amino acids. Gene Ontology annotation, molecular function: histone acetyltransferase activity; transcription coregulator activity. Gene Ontology annotation, cellular component: chromatin; MOZ/MORF histone acetyltransferase complex. The record is from RefSeq and is a predicted model, not a curated record. Lineage: Eukaryota; Metazoa; Nematoda; Chromadorea; Rhabditida; Ancylostomatidae. The transcript has 15 exons.
AUGAGGAAACUUCGAUCUCAUCGUUCUACUGGACGUGGUUCAAUAUCACAUCGAUUGAGAAGUGGUGACAUCAAACGGAAGAAACAAACUACACCAAAGAAAAGUCCUGUUAAAUCUGCGAGUUCUCGAUCUCCACUAAAAGUGUCUACAUCGUCUGCUCGAAUUUACAUUAAAAGAUGUCGAAAAGAGAGUAUGAGGGAUCGGAGGAAAACCAUAUCAGGAAGUAUGGUAUCACCAAAUAUGAAAUCUGAUGCGAAAUCGUCUCCGAUCAAAACACGUCUGCUGCUUCAAAAAUCAAAACCACUCAAUAUAUCUAGAUGCACUCUUUGCAAAAGUUCUAAAGGCGAUCUUCACGGAUGCAUACAGUGUCAUAAAUUAUAUCAUUUACGCCAGUGCAUUCUUUAUCCUGAAGCAGUUGCAUCUAAUGCGGAAAAAAGAAGUUGGCUUUGUCCUAAGUGUGUUCUAUGCGCUGCAUGUAACCUGAUGAUAGAUGAUCCUUCAAAUGUAGAAUGUGCCACAUGUUUACGAGCAUGGCACGGUGCUUGCAUGCCAACCAACGGGAAGAUAGUCGAUCGGUUGUGGUACUGCAAGCAAUGUGCAACUGAUUCAAGUCCAUCUGGUUCAUCCAGAAGAAAUGCGUCUGUGAGCUGUUCUUCUGCCUCGGUUGAGUUACCGUCUCCAUCAGCCUCAAUUGUACAUGACGACUCAAAUAGUACUCCUCGGAAACAAGGAAGGAAGAGGGGACGCGAGAGGAAUUCGCAAGAAAAUUUGUCCUCGGUUCUCUCCGCCCCUGGAAGUUCUUCGAAACAAGAUAGGUCGUUGGCCAUAUUGAAAGCUCGCGAUGAGCUGCAUAAUGCUAUUAUUAUGGCGGACGAGAACAGGAGAGAAUCCAGCCGAAGCCCUAAAAAGAAGACAUCUUCCGAAAGAACCGCUUCACUCUUUUUAGAGGAAGAUGCAAAUUUGUUCGAAAGAGCAUUAAGCGCUGAAGAAUCUCUCUUGUCAGUAAAAGAGGAAACAGAAAAACAACAGAAGGAACAGUGGGUGAAUCUUGGAGGUGACAUGGAUUUAAAAGUGCUUUAUAAUAGCCCUUAUCCGGAACACAUAAAAAGUGUCCCACUAUUCUUUGUCUGUUCGUUCUGUCUAAAACCAUUCAGUGAACGUGAUUCGUUCUUUGUUCAUCAGGACUAUUGUCCACGUGUUACUCCGCCCGGUCGGGAAAUUUAUCGCGAUGCAACUUCGUCAUUAUCAUUUUUCGAGGUAGACGGCGCUGAGGAACGGACUUAUUGCCGCAACCUGUGCCUACUCGCCAUGCAGUUUUUGGCGUGGAAAACGAGACAUAGCGAAAUUGCGACGUUUUUAUUUUACAUACUAACACGAAAUGAGGAGGAUGGCUGUCGGAUCGUUGGAUACUUUUCGAAGGAGAAAAAUCCUAGUAGGAACUAUAACUUGUCUUGCUUGUUGACACUUCCUAGCGAGCAGCGAUGUGGCUAUGGUCAACUGCUGAUCGAUAUGAGCUAUCAGUUGUCCAAGAUAGAAAGAAAAGUUGGUGGCCCAGAGCGUCCGUUGUCUGACCGUGGACUUCUUACCUACAGGAAGUACUGGAGAUCGAGUAUAUUAUGUUAUUUGAGAUCGGUCAAGGAUUCACACUCCAUUUCGCUUAAGAACAUGAGUCUUGCAACUCGCAUACAUCCAACAGAUAUUGUAAAUCAACUGCUGCAUGACAAUUUGUUGGUUAUGAAGGAUGAAAAUUAUUUUUUCAGAACAUGGAAACGAGCCUACAAGUUACCACUGUCAAUGUUAAGACGACGGAUCGUUGACCCCGACAGAAUCAAAUGGACUCCAAAGUUUGAUGUCACAGUCCUAGAUCCAUUCAAAUUGAAUUGUUAUAUCUAA